Molecule: messenger RNA, 1308 nt
Organism: Lottia gigantea (owl limpet)
Lineage: Eukaryota; Metazoa; Mollusca; Gastropoda; Lottiidae
Exons: 12
Biological process (GO): G protein-coupled receptor signaling pathway
Cellular component (GO): cytoplasm
Molecular function (GO): G-protein alpha-subunit binding; guanyl-nucleotide exchange factor activity
Source: RefSeq, a predicted model, not a curated record
GUGAUUGUUGAAGCCCAGAAAUGUUUAUGUAAUUUAAUAUUUAAUAGUAAAGCUGUUCAGAAACUAUGUUGUCGGUCCGGCUGUGUGGAUGCUCUAGUACAAAGAUUGAAGACAUAUGGUGAUCCAGAAUUAAGAUUUAAUGUUAAGUUUUUUGAUAUGAGAAUGUUGUUUUUACUGACAGCUUUACCUGCAUGUAUAGAAACAAGACCUAAAAUUCGACAUGAAUUACAUGGUUUUACGUAUUUAAUGGAAGUAUUAGAUCUGACAUUACGGGCUGCAGAAGAAAGAAAGGCUGGGUUAGGUGAUCAAGAUGUAGAACUCUGUUCAGAAAUAUUAAAGAUUCUGUUUAAUUUAACUAUUGAGAAAAAAUCAGCUGAUGAGGAAGAAGAAGCUCAUUUUAUGAGGUUAGUGAGUAUAUUACGUGAUUUACUCAUGUGUUCAACAUUAUCUAAAGAUAAACAAGAAGAUCUUCACAGUCAUACAAUAAAUCUACUGAUUAAUAUACCAGUUGAUUUCUAUGAAGAAUUAUUAACUCCCCUUAAUGAAAUAGAAGUUAGGGGUAUGGAGAAUAAAGAGGUGGAAUAUGAUGGGAAAAAUAUGGAGGCAAUAAUAGUCUUACUUAACUUUCUCGAUAACAGAUUAGACCGGGUAGGUCCUGCCAAAAGUUUAAAGGAAAGUUUAACACCAAUUUUACAUUGUUUAUGUGAGGCUUGCCGUAAUAUCCGACCAAUCCGUAAAUUCUGUCGAGCCAAGGUGCUGCCACCAUUAAGAGAAGAUGUCAAGAGAUUACCAGAAGAAGGCAAUUCUUUAAGAAACAGAUUAUGUAAAUUAUUAACCUCUCCAGUUACAGAAGUUAAAGAUUUAGCAGCACAUUUUCUAUUUGUAUUAUGUAAGGAGAAUGUAACUCGUAUGGUGAAGUACACAGGCUAUGGUAAUUGUGCUGGUUUAUUGGCUCAAUUUGGUUUACUCAAACUUGAUCAAGCUAAUAUCAGGGGAGAUUACUCUAGUGAUUCAGAAGACUCAGACACAGAAGAAUAUUCUGAACUACGAGACAAAGUGAAUCCAGUAACUGGGUGCUAUGAAGAAAGUAAACCAGAUCCAAUGGCUGGUAUGUCAGAUGAACAAAAAGAAUAUGAAGCAAUGAAACUACUUGAUGCUAUGGACAAACUUCAGAGACAAGGUAUCAUACAGCCAAGUCGUAUUGGACCUGAUGGUCGUCCAAUACCAGUAUCACAUGUGCUUGAACUCACAGAAUCUCAAGGUGCUGCUGCCAGUAAUAAUGACACCCAGAAUAGUGACUCCAAGUAA